Molecule: messenger RNA, 2733 nt
Organism: Suhomyces tanzawaensis NRRL Y-17324
Lineage: Eukaryota; Fungi; Ascomycota; Pichiomycetes; Serinales; Debaryomycetaceae
Product: putative ATP-dependent RNA helicase
Exons: 1
Coding region: 386-2362 (658 amino acids)
Cellular component (GO): nucleus
Molecular function (GO): nucleic acid binding; ATP binding
Source: RefSeq, a predicted model, not a curated record
UUCUGGUCAAAGCAUACUCCCCCAAUUUGGUUCCCACCAUGUCGUCGGUGAUCUCGACCUCCACGUAUUCCUUUCCGUUGUGUAUUUGGAAUUGCAAGCCCACAAACUGUGGUAAGAUGGUGCAACUUCUGGCGUUGGUUCUUAUGGGUGUGCCGUUCUUGAUAGCGUCAGCAAUGGGCAAAGGCACCACGUGGGGGCCCUUCCACACGGAUCUUCUGAGGAGUGAUAUAGCUGGUCUCAUGCUGGAUGCUUGGAGCUCGUCUUCGCCUGGAAGUGAUAUGGCCACUGGAGUUGGUCGCAGUGAAAUUUUUGGACACUAGCCCAGCACGUGACGCGAGGACGAUUUAGAAAGCUGUGAUGAGAUGAGUGAGAAAGCCCACCAGUGAUGUUCGGGGCACGGUUUGAUCCCAAUCAGGGCACGGGCACGGCCCAGCCAAGGGCCAAGGUCGUGUUGAAGAGACGACGCGAGAGCACCGACAGUGACAGCGAAAGCGAAAGCGAGUCAGAGAAACCAGAAAAUGAUAACCAAGAUGACAGUGACAGUGACAGUGAUAGCGACAGUGAGCAGUCUUCGAGCAGCAAUUCCUCUUCCAGCAGCUCCUCCAGCGACUCAGAAUCAUCAGACUCGAGUGACUCGAGCGAAUCCAGCGAAGCCACCCCCGAUGAGGACACAGAAAUGGCAGAUGCCGAUCCCAGCCAAGACCAGGACACCGCCAUGGACGAAGUUGUUGCGGAAGCAAGCCAAGAACUGGCUGAAAUGGACGAAGAUUCGACAGAAAAUCCAGAAGUCUCGAAACAUCUGUCGAUCUUCCUGAAAUUUCACAAAUCGGUUCAGAAACCCACAGAAAACGAUCUGGACUCGUCCGACGAAGAGCCACAGGAGCCCACCCAAGAUCUCAAGCCCUUGCCACAGCCAGAAUUGCCCAGAGACAAGCGGUUGAGCUCGACCACCACCCAUCUCAAGAAUCUAGACUGGUUGACAGAGCCAAUCUACUCGUCCACUACCAACACCAAGCCAUUCAGUGAAUUUGCAUUAUCGCCGUUCAUGGCCAAGAACCUCGAGAGCUUGAACUUCAAGGAAGCCUUUUCAGUCCAGAUCGAAGUGUUGUCCUUGCUUCUCAACGAUAUCAGCCAGAACCGUAUCAAGCCUGACUUGCAAGGAGAUUUGUUGGUCAAUGCCAGUACAGGUUCAGGUAAGACUUUAGCAUACCUGAUCCCCAUCAUAGAGGAUUUGAGCACCAGAAUUGUUCCCAGAGUGAGAGCCAUUAUUUUGGUGCCCACAAAACCAUUGAUUAACCAAGUCAGAGCCACUUUGGCCAGUCUCAGCAAAGGUACCAAUCUUCUGAUCACCAGCUUGAAGAACGAUAUUUCCAUCAGGGAGGAGGGAUCCAAGUUGACUGCCAACGAGCCAGACAUCAUCAUUUCUACCCCCGGUAGAUUGGUCGAACACCUCUUGGAUGGGACCAUCAGCUUAAAAUCGCUCAAGUACUUGGUGAUUGAUGAAGCAGACAGGUUGUUGAACCAGUCUUUCCAGGGUUGGGCGAAGGUGGUGAUCUCCAAGCUCGAAGAAACCAAGGACAUAUCGAAGGAAUGGAAAAUUGCCCCUAAAAAGUUGAUAUUUUCUGCCACAUUAACCACUGAUUCCGGUAAAUUAUCGGCCUUGAAAUUCCAACAACCCAGAUUGGUGAUUAUCAACGACCGCAAGCAGUUGGUGAACGAGAUUUUCAAUGUCCCUGCCCAAUUGAAUGAAUACAAGAUCCAAUUCGGUGUUGCUAAGGCAUCUUUGAAACCAUUAAUUUUGGCCAAGUUUUUGAUCAACUACGGCAAGUUGUCGAAUGUGUUGAUCUUCACCAAAUCAAACGAAGCUUCCUUGAGAUUGUCGAAAUUGCUUCAAUUAUUGUUGACCAAGAUAUAUCCUAACAGGGACUUCGAAGUAGCAUACAUCAAUUCCACAAACAACAAGACCUCGGUCAGAGCCAAGAUCCUCAAGCAGUUCAGCACCCAAAAAGUGAAUGUUUUGGUGGCCACCGACUUGAUUGCCAGAGGUAUCGAUAUUCUCAGCAUCACCGAUAUCAUCAACUACGACUUGCCAAACUCGUCAAGAGAGUAUGUCCAUAGAGUUGGUCGUACUGCGAGAGCCAACCAGGCUGGUAACGCUUACAACUUCUGUGUGGGUAAAGGUGAAAGCAAAUGGUUCAGAACAUUUAUGAAGGAUGUUGGUAGAGGAGAAAAGAAAAUAGAAGACUUGGAGAUGGAUAUCAAGCAGAUUGUUACUGAGAAUGACGAAGAUAUAUAUAGGGAUUGCUUAGGAGAAUUGGAAAAGGAGGUUUUCAAUAGAGCCGAUGCAAAGCCAAGCGAAUAGCCACCUGGGGGUCAUUCUGUAUUUUAGCAUAAUUAUACGAAAACGUUAUCAACUGUAGGUAGUUCACCGAGGCUCUAACUUGUAACUUUAUUGCUUCGAGCUUCCUGUCUUUGAACUCUAGAUCAUAGUUUUUGCUGAGAUAUUUUUUUUGAUUUGGAGCGAAGGAUCCGGGAGUCAAUGAGUUUUAAGGUUUGAUAACUGAGUGCUAUGUAGGUUGACUCGGCUUGCAAUUCCUUAAGAAGUUAAGUUUACUGAAAUUAUGUCACUUUCCUGGUAAUAAGGCUGCUCGUAGCAGACUGUGGUUAUUUAACCAAAGCGAACAUAAAUUCUAGCGUUAGAAGAGGAAUGCAUCGACUGUCACUUAAUUGGGG